GGUUUUAGAGAGAGAGCAAACAUGGCUACAUCUCUGCAAGUAACGUGGGCUUCAUCCCUUUCACCUUCUUCGUCUUCGGCUUUGAAAAGAGGGAGCGGCAAGAGUUUUUGCAGCACUAACAGCAAAAGUGCUGCUACGAUUCCGAUGCCUCCUUUGAACCCUCGAGACCCCUUUUUGAAGAAACUGGCUUCAGUGGCUGCGUCUUCUCCAGAUUCUCUACUUUCUCGACCUUCGGAUUCAGAUACUCCUCCAUUUCUCGACGUUUUCGAUUCUCCCAAGCUCAUGGCAACUCCUGCUCAAGUGGAACGAUCUGUUUCUUACAAUGAACACAGGCCAAGGAAGCCUCCACCAGAUUUGCCGUCCUUGCUUCUUAAUGGGAGGAUUGUGUACAUUGGCAUGCCUGUAAGUGUUUUAACUUUUGAUUUUACUUGUAGAGCUUAACUAAAUUUUCCCAUC
This is a messenger RNA of Telopea speciosissima, 456 nucleotides long. RefSeq names its product ATP-dependent Clp protease proteolytic subunit-related protein 3, chloroplastic-like. The record is from RefSeq and is a predicted model, not a curated record. NCBI's taxonomy places the organism in Eukaryota, Viridiplantae, Streptophyta, Magnoliopsida, Proteales, Proteaceae. Bases 22 to 441 code for a protein of 139 amino acids. The transcript is spliced from 3 exons.